Messenger RNA from Lacerta agilis (Sand lizard), 2007 nucleotides. It is a transcript of the gene PPP2R5D, whose product is annotated as protein phosphatase 2 regulatory subunit B'delta. Gene Ontology annotation, biological process: signal transduction; protein dephosphorylation. The record is from RefSeq and is a predicted model, not a curated record. Gene Ontology annotation, cellular component: nucleus; cytosol; protein phosphatase type 2A complex. NCBI's taxonomy places the organism in Eukaryota, Metazoa, Chordata, Lepidosauria, Squamata, Lacertidae. Gene Ontology annotation, molecular function: protein phosphatase activator activity.
GAGGCGGCGGCGGCGAGGAAGAAACCGAGGGAGGGCGACGAGAGGAGGCCGGGCCGGCGGCGGGGAGAGGCCGAGCGAGCGCUUUCGAGGUCCGGGAUGCCCUACAAGCUGAAGAAAGAGAAGGAGCCUCCAAAGUCUACUAAAAGCACUACAAAAGCCAGUAGCAGCAGCAGCAGCGGUGGUGGCGGCAGCGGCGGCAGUGGUAGUGGCAAAGAUGGAGGCACAGAGAAUUCAGAAGAGGUCCAGCAGCAACAGCAGCAGCAGCAGCAGACCUCGAAUAAGCGACCCAGCAACAGCACCCCCCCACCAACCCAGCUGAAUAAGAUCAAGUAUUCAGGGGGACCCCAGAUUGUAAAGAAGGAGCGGCGGCAGAGCUCCUCCCGCUUCAACUUAAGCAAAAACCGGGAACUCCAGAAGCUCCCUGCCCUUAAAGAUGCACCUCCUCACGAACGGGAAGAGCUCUUCAUACAGAAGCUGCGACAAUGCUGCGUCCUCUUCGACUUCGUCUCUGACCCACUCAGUGACUUGAAGUUCAAAGAGGUGAAGCGAGCGGGCCUCAACGAGAUGGUGGAAUACAUCACACACAACCGGGAUGUUGUCACAGAGGCCAUUUACCCCGAAGCUGUUAUCAUGUUUUCAGUAAAUCUCUUCCGUACGCUUCCCCCGUCAUCCAAUCCUACGGGAGCAGAAUUUGACCCUGAGGAAGAUGAACCUACGCUAGAAGCUGCUUGGCCACACCUCCAGCUGGUUUAUGAAUUCUUUCUGAGGUUCCUGGAGUCCCCAGACUUCCAACCAAACAUAGCAAAGAAAUAUAUUGACCAGAAGUUUGUAUUAUCACUGCUGGACCUGUUUGACAGUGAAGAUCCCAGAGAGCGGGACUUUCUGAAGACUAUUUUGCAUAGGAUUUAUGGGAAAUUCUUGGGCCUCCGAGCAUAUAUAAGGCGGCAGAUCAACAAUAUAUUUUACAGGUUUAUCUAUGAGACAGAACACCAUAACGGAAUUGCAGAACUGCUAGAGAUUUUAGGGAGUAUAAUCAAUGGAUUUGCUUUGCCCCUGAAGGAAGAGCACAAGAUGUUCCUCAUCCGGGUCUUGCUGCCGUUGCACAAAGUGAAAUCUCUGAGCGUCUACCACCCCCAGUUGGCAUACUGUGUGGUGCAGUUCUUGGAGAAAGACAGCAGCCUGACCGAACCGGUGAUUAUGGGCUUGCUGAAGUUUUGGCCAAAAACACACAGUCCCAAGGAGGUGAUGUUCCUGAAUGAGCUGGAAGAAAUAUUAGAUGUCAUUGAACCCUCGGAGUUUGUGAAGGUUAUGGAACCCCUGUUCAGGCAGCUGGCGAAGUGUGUCUCCAGCCCACACUUCCAGGUGGCCGAGAGGGCGUUGUACUAUUGGAACAAUGAAUACAUCAUGAGCUUGAUCAGUGACAAUGCAGCCAAAAUUCUCCCCAUCAUGUUCCCGGCACUCUACAAGAAUUCCAAAAGUCAUUGGAACAAGACAAUCCAUGGGUUGAUCUACAAUGCACUGAAGCUGUUCAUGGAGAUGAAUCAGAAGCUGUUUGACGACUGCACACAGCAGUACAAGGCAGAGAAGCAGAAAGGGCGGUUCAGGUUGAAGGAACGAGAAGAGAUGUGGCACAAGAUUGAGGAGCUGGCCCGCCAAAAUCCUCAGUACCCCAUGUAUUGCGCCCCCCCACCCUUGCCUCCUGUUUAUUGCAUGGAGACGGAGACCCCCACUGCAGAGGACAUACAGCUGCUGAAGAAAACGAUGGAGACGGAGGCUGUGCAGAUGCUGAAAGACAUAAAGAAGGAGAAAGUUUUGCUGCGUCGGAAAUCGGAGCUUCCCCAGGACGUCUACACCAUAAAGGCCCUGGAAGCGCACAAGAGAGCGGAAGAAUUCCUCACCUCGAGCCAGGAGGCACUCUGACGGGCUAGGGAGCCCCUGGAGGGAACACAGAAAUGCACUUUGUUCUAAUGUAUAACUAGGGAAUGAACAUGGUGAGCUGUGCCUGUC